Molecule: messenger RNA, 1866 nt
Organism: Eutrema salsugineum
Lineage: Eukaryota; Viridiplantae; Streptophyta; Magnoliopsida; Brassicales; Brassicaceae
Exons: 1
Coding region: 1-1866 (621 amino acids)
Molecular function (GO): RNA-DNA hybrid ribonuclease activity; nucleic acid binding
Source: RefSeq, a predicted model, not a curated record
AUGCCGUUUGGGCUCAAAAAGGCCGGAGCCACCUAUCAGCGCCUCGUGAACAAGAUGUUCGCCGACCAGCUCGGACGCACAAUGGAGGUGUACAUAGACGACAUGCUCGUCAAAUCCAUGGUGGCGGAUGAUCACGUCGAUCAUCUAAAAACGUGUUUCAAAACUCUGAACGAGUACGGCAUGAAGCUCAACCCCGUGAAGUGCACUUUCGGUGUCACCUCGGGAGAAUUUCUUGGUUACGUGGUCACCCAGCGCGGGAUAGAGGCAAACCCGAAGCAAAUCCAAGCCGUCCUCGAACUGCAGUCACCAAAAAGUACCCGCAAAGUCCAGCGUCUCACCGGAAGAAUUGCCGCCCUCAAUCGAUUUAUCUCGCGAUCCACCGAUAAAUGUCUCCCCUUCUAUCAACUACUCCGAGGAAACAAAAAGUUCGAAUGGGACGACAAGUGCGAGCUGGCGUUUCAGCAAUUGAAAGAAUACCUCUCAACUCCGCCCGUCCUGGCCAAGCCCGAAGACGGAGAAACCUUGUACCUGUACAUCGCCGUGUCCACCUCGGCUGUAAGCGGUGUCCUGGUUCGAGAGGACCGAGGAGAGCAAAAGCCGGUUUUCUACGUCUCUAAAUCCCUGGACGGAGCCGAGAGCAGGUACCCGACCAUGGAGAAACUGGCGUUGGCCGUCGUAACAGCAGCCCAGAAGCUCCGCCUCUACUUCCAAUCUCACACUGUCGCCGUCCUAACCACACAUCCUCUGCGGACAAUCCUUCACAGCCCGAGCCAGUCGGGUAGGAUGGCGAAGUGGGCGGUAGAGCUCAGCGAAUACGACAUCGACUAUCGAGGACGGACCGCUGCGAAGUCCCAAGUAUUGGCAGAUUUCCUCGUCGAACUCGCUCCCGAGCUAACCGGCGAAGCACCCGAUGAGAAAUGGAGCCUUCACGUCGAUGGUUCGGCCUCAAAGCAUGGCUCUGGCGUCGGCAUCUGCUUGGAAUCACCGACCCACGAGGUGAUAGAGCAGUCAUUCCGCUUAGCAUUCCAGGCAUCGAAUAACGAGGCGGAGUACGAGGCCCUGAUAGCCGGCCUGCGACUGGCAAAGGAGAUCGGGGUCAAGAAAAUCCAAGCGUACUGCGACUCCCAGCUCGUCGCAAACCAAUUCAGUGGCGAGUAUGAAACCAAGAACGACCGCAUGGAAGCCUAUCUUAAGGUUGUCCAAGACCUGGCCUCCGAGUUCUCCGAAUUUCAUCUCACCAAGAUCCCCCGAGGGGAUAAUACUUCUGCAGACGCCCUAGCCGCUCUGGCCUCCACCUCGGAUCCCACUCAGCGCCGAGUAAUCCCCGUGGAGAGCAUCGAUUCCCCCAGCAUAGAGCUCCCGAAGGGGAUCUGCCUCAUCAACGAUUUCCUCGCCGGUGACCCAAUCGAAGAGCAGGAUGUCCAGGACGGUGAGAACCUGCCACCUCCCCCGCCCAAGCCCGUCAAACCAGAUUGGCGACCUGACAUCCUGUCAUAUAUCAUCAGCGGGACGGUCCCUGACGACCGCUGGGCAGCUCGGAGAUCAAAAAAGAAAGCCGCCAAGUAUUUCCAGUUCGACGGAAACCUAUUUCGAUGGAGCGAAACCGGCGCCCUGCUCAGCUGUCUCCACGGAGACAAAACAAUCGACGUCAUGAAGGAAAUGCACGAAGGCGCUGGAGGAAGCCACUGUACCGGCCGAACUCUCGCACUCUGGAUCCGUAACCAAGGACAUUACUGGCCAACAAUGGUCGAGGACUGCAACAAGUUCGCAGCCCGGUGCGAAAAAUGCCAACGCCACGGCCCCAUGAUCCAUUCUCCCACCGAGCUACUCACCACGGCAUCACCGCCCUACCCAUUCAUGCGUUGA